This is a messenger RNA of Chironomus riparius, 1149 nucleotides long. Lineage: Eukaryota; Metazoa; Arthropoda; Insecta; Diptera; Chironomidae. The record is from the annotation of a GenBank genome assembly.
AUGAGUUUCACCAGCUUUGGUUGCAGGUUCUGCUUGAAAACUAUUCAGCCGAACGAAAAAAUGGCUCUGAUUGAUGAGGAAGUCAAGAGUCAGUUUAUAAGUCUCACACAAAUUAAACUGGAUUUUAUGGAAGGAUUAUCAAAAGUUGUAUGUGAAGUUUGCCUUCGAUCUGUGCAGCUAGCUACAGCUCUUAAGCUCCAGUUUGUUGAGAAUCAAAAGAAAUUAUAUUCAGAGAUAGAAGAUAUUCAAAUUGAGACUCAGAAAUCAGAGAUUAAUCCAAAUAUACAUGACAUCCAGGAAUCUGAGAGCGAUUUACCAAAAUCAGUGCCUCAAUUCAUUAAUACAACGAUCCAUAAAGCAGUUCCAGUAAAAAUUAUACAAAAACCGCCAGCAAAAAAGCGAAAAAUCACUCCGAAAAAGAUAGUGUCAGAAAAUACUUCUAAUAGCUCAUUCGAAAUUCACAGCAGUAUUGAGAUAGAACCAGAAAUAAAGAUUAAGGAAGAGCAGUUUGAAGAAGGCGAAAUUCAAUUCCACAAUCAAUUUUUUGAUCAGUUUAACUAUUCAGACACAAAUCCAUUCGAUACAAAUGAUUCUGAUGAUCCAUCAAACAUGCUAGAAGAAAUGGAGAUGAAAACUGAACAAAAUACCUCUGAUAGUGCUCGUAAAAAAGUCCUGGUAAAGUCAACAGUGGCUGGAGAGCGUGUUUUUCCUUGUGUUUAUUGUGGCAAGCAUUAUAAUAAGCGUCACAUGAGCAGGCACAUAAAUGUUGAGCAUAAGAAGAUUAAAUUCCCAUGCGUGGUUCCUGACUGCCCAAGUUCCUAUUCAAGAAAAGAAAAACUCAGGAUUCACAUUCAAGCUAAACAUAUAGAUUGCAGCGAGGAAGAAUAUGCUGAAUUAUUAGAAAAAGUCAGAAAUUUAUUGCCAAUUUAUGAGAAUGUUAGUCACGUAGACAUAGACCAGCCUAAGAUCAAGUUUUACUGCGUCGUGCCUGGUUGUCAAACCAAUUAUACUCGUAAAAGGAAGCUAAAGGUUCAUGUUACAGAAAAUCAUUCAGAUUUAAGCCCCGAAGAGAUGGAAGAAGUAAAAACAAAACUUGAAGCUUUGGAGCCAGUCUAUGAAAUGUUUGAGGAUCCAGUCAUUAAACCUUAG